AUGGCAGAAGACUAUGUGGUGGCCACGCAGCAGACGAUAGGCACUCUCAUUUCCAAGCCGAAGAUGGCUGACAAGUACCUCAAAAAGCCGCCCUUCAGGUUUCUGCAUGACCUCGUCAUGGAGGUUACGCGAACCACAGGCUUCGCCCAAGGACUCUAUAACACGGAGGAGAGCGAUGCAGAGCAGCUUAAGGAGAAGGGUGCCAAGCUGGACUUCCUGAACAAAGCCAUCAGCGCGACCUGCUUUGCCCUUGGCGAGACCAUUGACGUCUCUGCGAGCAAGAUUGUGGCCGGACUGGAGCCAGAGAAGACAAACGCAUGGCUUGUCAAGCUCCAUCAGGCUGCCACCAGCUGCGUCGGCGAGAAGUCCGAAGCAGCGGUGCAGCGCGUGCUGAGCGGCGAACUCAUCGGCGCAGCCAAGGAGAAGAAGAAGAAGCCUAAGGAAGAGGGCGCACCAGGCGCACCUCCACCUCCACCCGAGGGCCCGGCUGAGGAAGCCCCAGCAGCACCUUCGGCCGAUGAUGAAGCCAAGAAAGAGGAGGAGCGCAAGAGGCGAGCUGAGAAGAAAAAGCGUGAGGAGGAAAGGAAGCGCAAGGAGGCCGAGGCUGCAGCCGCUGCUGCAGCCGCUGCAGAACCUGAGCAGCCUCCCCCUGAACCCCCAGCCCCUCCACAAGACGACGAAGAGGAGAGGAAGAAAGAAGAGAAGCGUCGAAAGGAGGAGGAGCGCAAGCGUCGCAAGGAGGAAGAGAAGCGGCGAUUGCAGGAGGAAGAGCAGCGCCGGCAGGAGGAAGCAGCGGAGGCAGCGCGUGAGGAGGAGCGCCGAGCAGCCGAAGAGGCCCAAGCCGCCAUGGCCCACGCGGGCAUGCAAGAUGACGGCUUUCAGGAUGCCCCGCCUGCUCCGCCGGGUGCCCUCUCAGAAGGUCCGGCUUCCGGGCCAGAUGAGAUCGCCCAGCGUGCUCAGGAGAUGCUUGCACAACAGAGGGCCGCAGACGGCCGGCCACGCACAGCCGGACGCAAGCCUCCCAAAGUAACCUCCAAGGUUACCACCACCGAGCAGUCAACCGCUCCGACAAACGUGCCGGCGCCAGUGGUAAUAACCGAGGGUGCAGCAGAGGAGGAGGAGGACAUGUUCGAAGCGGGCGGAGCUCCGCCGGGGGCCCCGCCUCCCCCACCGCCUCCAACAGAUGACGGAGGGCAGCACGGCGCCCUGGUCAGCGAUCUCCUGGCAGAGAAGCGAAAAGAGGAGGAGCGAGAGAGGCUCAAGAAGGAAGAGGAGGACACUCGCGAGGAGUUUGAUGACGGCACCAAGGGCAUCAAGAUGAAGCUCCGCCGGAAGAAGGACACCGGCAGUGCUAUGGUCGAAGUGGAUCCUGUUAAGCUCGGCGAGGCUAUCCAAAGCUUGUGCCAAGCAGCCAACCCUCUUGGCAAAUCGAUCGAUCUGGUGCACCAGGACAUUGCCAACAUGGGGAAGGAGCUGGACCAUUGGAAGCAGGAGUACCGUGAAGCGAGUGAGGCCUACGGCCAACAACUCAAGAUGACAGAGGAUCUUUUGCAACCGCUCUACCAGAAGAUCGCGGAACUAGACGACAAGAUUGCAGAGCAGCAAGCAAAGAUCCGAAACAGCAGAUCCCGCAUCUCCAAGAAUGACUUGAAAGUCCAGCAGCUGCUGGAGUCUGUGGUUAUGGUGAGAUAG
This is a messenger RNA of Symbiodinium natans, 1692 nucleotides long. NCBI's taxonomy places the organism in Eukaryota, Dinophyceae, Suessiales, Symbiodiniaceae. The record is from the annotation of a GenBank genome assembly.